Messenger RNA from Carcharodon carcharias (great white shark), 2654 nucleotides. It is a transcript of the gene stard3nl, whose product is annotated as STARD3 N-terminal like. NCBI's taxonomy places the organism in Eukaryota, Metazoa, Chordata, Chondrichthyes, Lamniformes, Lamnidae. Bases 134 to 814 code for a protein of 226 amino acids. The transcript has 9 exons. The record is from RefSeq and is a predicted model, not a curated record.
GGGGGCCUCCACAAGUCACGUGUGGUACCUUCUGGAACUCUCCCCCGGAGCAGCGAGUCCCGGGCGGCGGUUCCGGUCCGGCGGUUCCUCAGCUAUUUGUGGUGAUGCUGAAGCUGUGGCAGAGCCGUGCAGGAUGAGCAGGUUGCUGAAUGACCAGGAUUAUGCUCGAGUCAACCACUUCAGUUCCAGUGCAUCCCUCAGUACCACGCAUUCUGUUAACACGUCCCAACUUGCUGCUAGAUUAGAACCAUACAGCGAUAAAAAACCUAUUUCAGAUGUCAGAAGGACUUUCUGCUUAUUUGUCACAUUUGACCUUUUAUUUGUUGGUUUGCUGUGGAUAAUAGAAUUAAAUGUAGAUGGUGGCAUAAUUCAUAGUUUGGAAAGUGAGGUUAUUCACUAUGACUUCCACAAAUCUUACUUUGAUAUAUUUUUACUGGCGCUGUUCCGAUUCCUUAUGCUGAUUCUUGCCUAUGCUCUGUGCAGAUUAAACCACUGGUGGGUGAUCGCGAUUACAACAGCUGUCACCAGUGCCUUUCUAAUUGUAAAAGUCAUUGUUUCCAAGCUUCUGGUCCAAGGUACAGCCUUUGCCUAUUUACUGCCAAUCAUCUCUUUCAUACUGGCCUGGAUCGAGACCUGGUUCCUGGAUUUUAAGGUGUUGCCACAAGAGGCAAAGGAUGAAAACAGAGUCUUUACAGUAGCAGAACAUGCACCUCUCAUCAUUCCUGGCCCCCUCUCUGAUGGCCAGUUUUAUUCUCCUCCUGAAUCUGUUGUUGAUUCUGAUGAGGAAGAUGAUGCUGAACGCUCAAAAUAUUAACAGCAGCCGCCCACGUGGAUGCAGUUCAGUCUGAAAGGGAUAAUGGAAAAGUUUCUAAUCGCUGAGCUGCUGAAUGCUCCCAAUACCAGAAUUAAUUUUGGGGAAGAACGAGAUGUGACUGGCAAUGGGAAAUCUGUGAUUCACUUUAUGCUGCAGAGCCUUCACCUGAUGGAAGUUUAUCACUUUGCUGCCUUAUGCCAGCCUUGAAAUGGCUUCUGGAUCCUGCUAUCACUGAACUAACUUCAAUCCCAGAAUCGGCUGCUGCGUAACAUUUCUCAAAAUAGCUCAUUUUAGGCUCCAAACCAAUCAUUUCAGGGAUUAAUAAUUUUACUGAGAUAAUAUUUGAGGAUCACUGACAAGUGUGAUCAAGUCACCUGACUGAUGUGGUCGGACUUAUUCACUUUAAGCAUUAUGUUGCACUAAAAUUCUUAAUUAUUUUUGUUUGGUCUUUCAUUAUUUUAAAUGGAAUUGGCCAAAUGCAGCAAAAUGUUAUAAAUUAUGAAGUGUUCCUGAACAUUCAAGCUUUUUUUUCAUAUUUAUGCCUUAUUUGUAAAGAAAAGUAUUUGAGAUAAACAGAGGGAGCAUUGCACAGAUGCGCAAGUGACUGAUAUUCAGCCCAUGUGCUGUGUUUAUAUCCCUGAACAUCAAUGCACAUCACAGCUUACAGCUGUUACUUUCUGCAGCGCUAGUUUAUUGAAGGAAUUUUUAAAAAACCAUUUAUAUUUAGCUGACAAUAGCAACAAACUAGGCAGAAAAUUACACAGCAUUCUUGACAAUGAAACCAAACAAAAUAUUUUGUGACAGAAUGAAGAAUUUAUCUUUAUCCAUUAAUUGUUCCAGGAGGUGCUGAAAGCCCCAGAACUCAGUGUGGGUGGCAGGAUGCAGUCUCUGCUGCCAGUAUCAGCAAGUAAUUGGAUAUGUCAGCUGACAGCACUCCCAUAGUGUGAGCCCUGAUGCUGUGGUCGUGUUUGUAUUGUGAGAUGGGAAGCACUAGUGCAGAUAUUCCAAUCCUUCACUUCGUAAAACAGUUAAGUUUUAAUUGCAUUUCUUUUUAAUAAUUAAAGCAGUAGAUUUAUAAAUCAACGCAAUGCCAUUAUAAUUAACUUUAGUUGCUUGCAGACUUUUUGUCUAAGUAUUAAAUAUUGUGUUCUGUAAUAAAAGAUUAAUUCAUUCUUUUAAAAAAAAUAGGAGCGUUCCUUGGGACAAGGUUCCAAGUGUUGGUGACCUCUUCCCCAGCUCCCUCAUAAAUUAUAUGUUGUAUUUUCUGAUUUUUGUGCCUCAACACUAACAAAGAGCUCACUUGAUUUUGAACCUAGGCUGGCUGACCCCUAUCCCAUAGGAAGGCAGCCUGCCCCUGUCCCAUGCUCUUCCUAUAAGAUCUUCCUCUGCUAGCAAGUGUCUUUUGCGAGACACCUGAUCACCGACUCUUCCUAAUCCUCUCACCUCUUGAGUGGGUCGCAGCCUGAAGCAGUUGAGGACCGAUAUUCCCUGAGCCAUUGUCUAUUUGGUGUUUUGUGACUUCUGAUGUUUUUUCUGCCCUUGUAUCACCUGUUUAAUUUGUGGAUUUUUACUGGUGUCAUGACUACUGGCCCUCAACGUGAAAAGCCAUUUGUUUUAAGCCCAUCAAAUAAUUUUAUUCUGAUCUCUAAUCAGCUAAUUAUGCCGCUUUUACAGAUCAGCCCCUUCAUCUUCAGCCUGCUGAAGGAAGGAGGGUCGCGGUUAGAACAGGGACAUUGUAAAGGUGCGUAGCAUCUUCCCACAGUUAUGGAUGCCAGUGCUAGUUAACUGAUAAGACCCAUAUUUAAUAGACAAUCGUGGACACUUCAUUUCACAUAGUUCC